GUGUUGGAGAUGGGUCGGUUACGAUGGUGCAGAAUGCUGCUGACUUGUGGCAAAUCAUUUCCAAGAAUGCUACGCAGAAGCACAUAGUUAGUACUGGUAGCGGACCAACACCGAGGGUCCAAGGGGGAAUCUCUGAUGGUGAAGUACUCCCGGAGGGUCGGGAGGAAGAGUUGUCCAAACCGAAGGGGAAAUGGUCACUGUUGGCCUCUGGGGAAUCUUCCCAAGGUGCGGUACUCAAACACCAUCAUCACUCGCAUGAGGAAGUGCACCCAGCUGAG
This is a messenger RNA of Perkinsus marinus ATCC 50983, 278 nucleotides long. RefSeq lists its product as hypothetical. The annotation marks the transcript as partial. The transcript has a single exon. The record is from RefSeq and is a predicted model, not a curated record. NCBI's taxonomy places the organism in Eukaryota, Perkinsozoa, Perkinsida, Perkinsidae.